AUGGCCUCGACCCGCGGGCAGAAGACCGCCGUCUUCUUCCUCACGUUCUUCAGCUAUGUCAUGUUCCACGUCUCGCGCAAGUCCUUCUCGGCCGUGAAGGGCGAGAUGAGCAAGGAAGAGUGGAUGGACUCGAUCUUCUACGCCAAGUCGGAGCAAGGCAAGAUGUAUGGCCUCAUGGACACGCUCUUCAUGGGCUUCUACGCAGUGGGUCUCUACGUCAGUGGCAUCCUCGGCGAUCGCUACGACCUGCGCAAGCUCCUCGCCGGCGGCAUGGGCCUCACAGCGCUCAUCAUGGUGCUCUUUGGCGUUGCCGCCUUUGCCAACGUCCACUCGCUCGGCUUUUACGCGUUUCUGUGGGCGCUCAACGGGCUCAUCCAGUCCGUCGGUUGGCCGUCCAACGUCGCCGUCAUGGGCAACUGGUUUAGCGCGCGCGAGCGUGGCGCGGUCAUGGGUAUUUGGAGCGGCAACGCGUGCUUUGGCAACAUUGUCGGGACCGCGGUCAUUGCGCUUCUCUUCAACCUCUUUCCCAACAAGGUUGACGCAUGGCGAACGUCCAUGAUCGUCUCGGGCGUCCUCGUCGGACUGCACACGCUGCUGAUUUGGCUCUUUUUGCAGCCGUCGCCAGGCUCGAAGCGCCUCUCAUCGGACGAUGUCGACGACGGACAAAUGCUGCUUCUCAAAGAAGACGCGACGCCCAAGGGCAUUUCGUUUUGGCGGGCGUGGCGGAUCCCUGGGGUCAUCCCCUACGCACUCUCGUACGCGUGUGUCAAGUCGGUCAACUAUGCGCUCUUCUUUUGGCUACCGUUUUACCUCACGGUCUCGCUCAAGAUGGAAGACUCGACGGCCGACUACUUUUCGAUGCUCUAUGACGCGGGGCAGAUCCUCGGCGGCUUCCUCGGCGGCUACGUUACGGAUCGCAUGGGCAUGCGGACGCCGACGAUCGUGGCAAUGCUGGCCUCUGUCACGUGUCUCCUGCCGUCGUUCCACGCUGCAUCCAAGGAUGGCAUUGGCAUCCUCCUCUUUGUCUCUGGGUUUCUUCUUGGUGGGCCUGCGAAUUUGAUCAGCACGGCGAUCUCCGCGGACCUGGGCACGUGCCCGACACUACGCGGUAACACGGCGGCGCUCGCGACCGUCACGGGCAUCAUUGACGGCACUGGCAGCGUCGGCGCGGCCAUUGUGCAGUACCUCGUCGGGUAUCUCGCCAACUGCCACACGACGCCGUCCGGCCAAGAGUGCUCGUGGCAGCCGGUGUUUUCGCUCCUUGAGAUUGGGAGCGUGCUCUCGAUUCUCUGCCUCGUGCCGCUUUUAUGGAAGGAGCUCCAUAUGUACUAUGUCGCCACGUCCUCUCCGUAG
Saprolegnia diclina VS20 is the source of this 1353-nucleotide messenger RNA. RefSeq lists its product as hypothetical. The transcript is spliced from 7 exons. The record is from RefSeq and is a predicted model, not a curated record. The coding region runs from base 1 to 1353 and encodes 450 amino acids. Gene Ontology annotation, biological process: transmembrane transport. Gene Ontology annotation, molecular function: transmembrane transporter activity. Gene Ontology annotation, cellular component: endoplasmic reticulum membrane. NCBI's taxonomy places the organism in Eukaryota, Oomycota, Saprolegniomycetes, Saprolegniales, Saprolegniaceae.